This is a messenger RNA of Myripristis murdjan (pinecone soldierfish), 3717 nucleotides long. It is a transcript of the gene col28a2a, whose product is annotated as collagen, type XXVIII, alpha 2a. The record is from RefSeq and is a predicted model, not a curated record. The transcript is spliced from 35 exons. Lineage: Eukaryota; Metazoa; Chordata; Actinopteri; Holocentriformes; Holocentridae. Gene Ontology annotation, molecular function: serine-type endopeptidase inhibitor activity. The coding region runs from base 1 to 3717 and encodes 1238 amino acids.
AUGCUCCCCUCUAUUGUGUUGGUGCUGUUGGUCACAGCACUGACUUGUGUCUGUGCCCAAGAGUAUUAUGAGAGGAGGAAACUGAACAAGGCCAAAGCCAAACCUGUUGCUGCAAAUAUUCACGAUGGACAAGCUAUCCUAGAUGAGGACUGCAGCCUGGAGCUCUCCUUUCUGCUGGACAGCUCUGAGAGCGCCAAGGAGAACCAUGAACAGGAAAAGCAGUUUGCCAUAAACGUGGUGGAUGGACUCCAAAAUGUACGGCUGCAGACCGGCCGCAGCUUGAGCUGGAGGGUUGCUCUGCUGCAGUACAGCAGUCAUGUUAUCACAGAGCAGACCUUCAAAGACUGGAGGGGCACGGAGAACUUCAAGACCCGCAUCGCACCCAUCGUCUACAUCGGCCAUGGCACCUACACCACCUACGCCAUCACCAACAUGACCAAGAUCUACCUGGAGGAGUCCAGCUCCGGCAGUAUCAAAGUAGCCGUGCUGCUUACAGAUGGCCUGUCCCACCCAAGGAACCCAGACAUUUUCUCUGCUGUUGCUGAUGCUAAGAACCAGGGAGUCAAAUUCUUCUCUGUGGGCAUCACCCCGGCAGCCAACGAGCCAGCCAAUGUGGCCCAGCUCUGUCUGCUGGCCAGUUCUCCUCCGUCCCGCUACCUCCAUAAUUUACAGGACACAGACAUUGUGGAAAAAGUCAUCACUGAAAUUACUGCCUUGGCUGAUGAAGGGUGCCCCCUGGCUCAGAAAUGUGCAUGUGAGAAAGGAGAGAGGGGAGCGAGUGGGCCUGCGGGGAAGAAAGGUCGCCCUGGAGAUGAUGGAGCCCCAGGACUCAAAGGCCAGAAGGGUGAAGCAGGGUUAAGUGGACUACCAGGGCGGGAGGGCGCUGAGGGAAAGCCAGGUUACAAAGGAGAAAAGGGUGAAAGGGGUGAGUGUGGCACUCCAGGGAUCAAAGGAGACAGAGGUCCUGAGGGUCCAGUUGGCACAAGAGGAACUAGAGGUCUGCAGGGGUUACCGGGACCACAGGGGGACAUGGGACCUGAGGGUCUUCAGGGAAAGCCGGGUGAACGUGGCCUACCGGGCUCUCCUGGAAUUCAGGGGGAAACCGGUGUUGGACUACCAGGACCAAAGGGUGACAUUGGAUUCCAAGGCCGACCUGGUCCUCCCGGUCCUCCUGGAAUGGGUGAACCUGGCCUACCUGGGCCUCAAGGACCGCAAGGUGUUCAGGGGGAAAAAGGACCCCAAGGCGAGGGAUUCCCCGGACCAAAGGGGGAUCGGGGGCUCACUGGACCGAGGGGGCACAGGGGAAUGCCGGGUGCAGGAAUCAAAGGAGAAAAGGGUGAACUUGGGCCCCCAGGUUCUCCAGGACUGACUGGACUUCCAGGAGCAGGAAUACAGGGGGAGAAGGGAGUUGAGGGCCCAAGAGGUCCACCAGGAGUCAGAGGACUUCCAGGAGAAGGUUUAGCAGGACCCAAGGGAGAUCAAGGUUUACCAGGAGAACAGGGAGCUCCAGGAGAGAGAGGCUUUGGUGAGCCUGGUCCAAAGGGUGACCCUGGAGCAGCGGGUUUGGCUGGCCUGCCUGGUCUUCCAGGAGAAGAUGGGGCUCCGGGACAGAAGGGUGAGCCAGGUUUAGUUGGCCAGAGAGGUCCUGAGGGAGCACCAGGAAUUGGCAUUCAAGGGGAAAAGGGUGACCAGGGUCAGAGGGGUAUCCGUGGGUUACAUGGGCCUCCAGGAAUCUCAGGGCCCUCAGGGCCAAAGGGAGAACCUGGGAUACCAGGCCGGCUCGGCAUGCCAGGGCCCUCAGGACGAGCCAUAGCAGGUCCUAAGGGUGAUGCAGGCCCACCUGGCCCCUCCGGGCCUGUUGGGGAAACAGGCCAUGGGCUACCUGGCCCAAAGGGUGAUCGUGGUCACUCAGGUUUUCCAGGUCCAGCUGGUCCGAAAGGUGAAGGCUUCCCUGGCCCUGUGGGUCCUCCAGGUUUGCCGGGCUUACCGGGUGAGCAGGGCCUUGAAGGAAUAGGAAUUCCUGGUCCUAAGGGAGACACUGGAUUUAGAGGAUUGCCAGGUUUGCCCGGCCCACCAGGAGAGGGAUUACAAGGACCACCAGGUAAUGUCGGCAGGCCUGGCCCUCCUGGGACACCUGGAUCUCCAGGGGAGGGUAUUCAAGGCCCAAAGGGUGAGCCAGGGUUUCAGGGUGUGACUGGGCCUAGAGGGCCUCCAGGUGAAGGAUUUCCUGGAGCUAAGGGUGACCGCGGUUUACAGGGCGAGAGGGGUGUGAAAGGAGUAAAAGGAGACAUUGGAGAUCCUGGAAUUCCAGGUGAAGCGGGGAGGCCAGGAGCAAAAGGAGAGGCAGGCCUCACAAGAGAGGACAUCAUUAAGCUGAUCAAAGAAAUUUGUGGAUGUGGUGUCAAAUGCAAAGAAAGGCCGAUGGAGCUUGUGUUCGUCAUCGACAGCUCAGAGAGUGUCGGGCCUGAGAACUUUGAAAUCAUCAAGGACUUUGUCACAAGGUUGGUGGACAGGACCACAGUUGGACGUAAUGCCACCAGAAUUGGACUGGUCCUCUACAGCCUGGAUGUCCACUUGGAGUUCAACUUGGCUCGCUACAUGACCAAACAGGAUGUCAAGCAAGCCAUAAGGAGAAUGCCUUACAUGGGCGAGGGCACCUACACUGGCACCGCCAUCAGAAAGGCCACUCAGGAGGCUUUCUUCAGCGCCCGCAGUGGAGUCCGAAAAGUAGCCAUCGUCAUCACUGAUGGUCAGACUGACAAACGAGAGCCUGUCAAGCUCGACAUAGCUGUGCGAGAAGCUCAUGCUGCUAAUAUUGAGAUGUACGCCCUGGGGAUUGUCAAUUCCUCUGAUCCCACACAGGCUGAGUUCCUGCGAGAGCUCAAUCUGAUUGCCUCCGACCCUGACAGUGAACACAUGUACCUUAUUGAUGACUUCAAUACUUUACCAGCUCUGGAGUCCCAACUUGUAAGCCAGUUUUGUGAAGAUGAAAAUGGCGCUCUCAUCUACAAUCGCAUUACCAAUGGCUAUGGAAAUGGCAAUAACGGGCAUGGUAAUGGAUACAGAUAUAAUGGUGCUGGGAAUAAUGGCUAUGGCAAUAAUGUACAUGAAGGCAUCGAAUAUGACAACAAUAAUUUUGUGACGCACCGAGAGGACAACCAAAAUCAGAGAAACAUCAACAGCCACAUCAGAGGGCGUGGAGACACCUUUACCCUGCCCAUCAGUGCUGAUCCCCUCCCAGUUCAGGUGGAAGAAGAUGAUGAAGGUGAAGAUUUAGACUUCACGACACGUGUGACGGGUUCAUUUUUGCCUGUGAGAGAAAUCACGCACUCCAAUGUGGAAGUUGCAUCAUCUUCAUCUGCAUCAUCUGCAUCAUCUUCAUCCUCAUCUGCAACAGCUUCAUCAACACAGAGUUCAGGUUCAUCUAUAACCUCCGAUCAGUUGCAACAUGUGGUGACUCCGAUCCUGCCUGAGGAGUCCCUUCGUCUCGAUCCCCGCUGUGAUCUCAGCUUGGACCAAGGCACCUGCCGAGAUUACGUCAUCCGCUGGUACUAUGACAGACAGGCCAACGCCUGUGCACAGUUCUGGUAUGGAGGCUGCGGGGGAAAUGACAAUCGUUACGAGACAGAAGACGAAUGCAAGAAAAUGUGUGUUCUGGAUAAAAUUGAGAAGAACGUGUCUGGCCGUGGUCUAAUGAACCUUCUGGGGCGAAAAUGA